Messenger RNA from Amaranthus tricolor (Joseph's coat), 345 nucleotides. RefSeq names its product putative disease resistance protein RGA1. Bases 1 to 345 code for a protein of 114 amino acids. The record is from RefSeq and is a predicted model, not a curated record. The transcript is spliced from 2 exons. Lineage: Eukaryota; Viridiplantae; Streptophyta; Magnoliopsida; Caryophyllales; Amaranthaceae.
AUGGUUGAUUCUGUACUUUAUGGGUUAGCUGAAGAAGCUUUGAAGAAACUGGGAGGUAGCGCACUGAAUGAGAUUGCCUCCGCUUGGGGCUUCAAAGCUGAGCUUGAUAAGCUCCACGACACCAUCACAACCGUGAAAAAUGUGUUGGAUGCUGAGAAAAGGCAAGCUGAUGAACUUGAUGUUCGUGAUUGGCUUGAAAGGCUUACCUUUGUUGUCUAUGCUGCUGACGACUUGUUCGAUGAGCUCAACACUAUUGCAUCUCGCAGACAACUUAUGGGUGAAAACUCAAUAUCCAUGAAGUUUCCAGAAAAAUUAGGAAGAUUAGGGAAAAAUUGGAUGCCAUAG